GAUGCUCAUUUGGUCUCAUCCCGUACUUCUUUACCCUUGCUUUCCGCGUGCUUUUCUGCUUCUCGCACGGCGUUUACGUUAUCUUAGGCGCCUGACGCUGCCACGUGAACCUGUCAAUCGAUCGAACUAACGAAACGGCGUCAGCUGAUAGCGGCAACAUCACCGGAAGAAUUCUCCGGAUGGCGGUAGCAAUUGGAGUGGCGGGGUUGGCGUACAAAACCCAGUUCUGUCCGACAAUGCUGUUCGCCCACAGGAACCGGCAGCUAUGCAAGAAACUCUACGUCUAUUGCCUGCAGUGGUGCUACUGAAAAAUAAUGUCCGUCUAUACCAUACAGCAAAGGAAACGUUGGUUAGUAACACAAUUAUUAAUAUGGUUAAGGGUAUCCAAUCGUUGGGAUGUGACGGUUUUUGAUACGAUUGUCGGGUUGGUCUAGUCAGCCAUGUGAUGAUUUCUGAAUGCUUGCAAUGCAAUGAAAAUACUACGUGCUAUCUGUCUGCCUGCGUGCAUUGACUGAAACAAUGACUAACAAAUUGAAUAGCAACUAUGAUGAGUGGUACUUGAAACGAAUAUGGAUAAGCUGUACUAUAAGUGAAAAAUCCUCUGAAUAUUCUAUCAGUUGAUCAGGAGCAGUGGUGGCGUGACGAUAUAGUAUUUGAAAAGUCUGUACUUCAAUGAUGCACUUGAACCGACUCACCGUUACCCUAAUGAAACUCCUAAGCAAAACACUGCCGUCUGAGAAGCAGACUGCGCAUUCGUAACAUGCUUCUGCAAAAUCUGCGUGCUAAUAUCUAAAUCAGUUCCAUUAAUUUGUUCGCAUUACGGCGUGGCAUCGCCAGUCAAUACUUCACAAGCGACGUAAUAGCCGGAUACGGUGUAGGCACAGUUUGUCAACUCAGAGUCACUCAUACUCGCUUUCAUCGAGGCCAAUGGACGCUAACGUUCAGUUUCGCGGCAUCCUUGUUUGCCUUACGUCUCUCUCGUACUUUCUGAUCCUUCCGAUUCGUCUGCGUACAUCUGUAUGUCGACUUCUGGAUAUGGCGGUGUCAGACCAGUAGGUCGCAGACAUCUCUCGCAGACCAUUCUGGAAUAGGUCACUAUUCUAGAUAGUACGCUGCGGUCAUGGCGUCCAUAAAUAACCAGCCAUCUCUGCUAUGCCAGUAUUGUGGCUGCGCUUCCAAUGUUUAUCAGCUGUUCGACCAUCCACAUGUGCAUAGCAGAAAAAACAUUACGCAAUCCUACCCAUAGGAUUUUGGCGGAACUAUGCGCUACCCCAAGGCUCAGUUCGACCCGGGUAAUUCCUCCCAUGUCGCUAUCUAGUGACCCCAGCAACCGAUUCAUCGACAGAUCAUGGUAGUAUGCGUCAUCUCACCACGGCUGCAGUAGUAGCAGCAGCAACCGGAGCUGAAACUGUAAAGGCCGUUAGUGACGAAUAGAAUUAUGCCACAACUUCUAAACGUCAUUGGCGCAUCUUCGUUUCGGAGGGAAGACCCGCUGUUUAGCUGCGAAACCGUGCCGCGACUUGCGUGAAACGCGCAAAUUUCACAAUGCCAUACAGUCAAUUUCAACGAAACGCAUGACACUAAGUAAUAAUAAUAACAGGAACGAUAACAACAACAGUAACUACAACAGUAACAACCACAAUAAUAACAACGACAGCGCUGGUGCGAAAAGAAUCAGUGGAAGAAACGAUCAAUGCAUAGUGUUGAAGUGGCGAGCACAGCUGCAGUAAAAGCAUCAUUAAUAGUGAGCGCCCGUUGUGUGUCAUGCCUUUGAUGUUUACGUCGACGCAAUGGCUUUCCUGGUUGCUGGCACUAUAGACGCUGUCGCCGUACUAGAGAGUUAGAUUGCUUGCGAUUCAACCGCUUGCCAGGGAGGGGAUGAAACGAUAACGCUGGGUAGCCGCAACACCGAACUGUUGCUAGAGUCAGAGCGUUGCUUGGCUGUGGUGUUUUGCGCGAAGCGACACCGACUAACAAAGCAUCGUUGAGCGCCAGGCGAUGACGCGUUGGAGCGCCAACGCCGAAAUAGCCACCCACGCUCUUUUGGUUCGAUUCGCUGUACUAAGGUAUCUCAGCAAACCCUGACUUUUCUGAAAAUGCUAAGCAGAAUUAAGGUAUCUUACGUAUACGUAGUCCUUGUAUGGAUCUGUGUUUACUCUCAUACCUCCGGUAAUUAUAGAACGUUGUUAUGUCAUUAACUAUUCUUUUGAGCGACCACAAAAGGUUCAGCUACAACAAGCACCACACAUAACAUUACGUGCUAUGAUGACAAAACUUCGUUAGUCACAGUUAAACACUGUUAUGAUUAUGGAGCCAUGCUGCUCUUAUACGAAGCACAGACAGUGAGCGAGGAACACAAGGCAAGCUCGUCCCUUCAACGAGUGAAGAUGAAUGACUGGCCAACUGAAGACGUCGUUGACAACAUUAGGUCAUUGUGAUUUCGCUUAUCACCUCAGCGUUGGGAUUCGCUCUAGCCUCACACCUUUACCAGGUCUUUCUUCAGCGACGCUCGACUUCUGGAGAACGUUGGCGCAUUCUUGGUGCAUUGUCAGUACCGUUAUUGCUCUAAGAGAGGGGAAACAUCCAUACCACAAAUUGCACGCAUCACACGACCAGUGCACAAGCAACAAGUUGGUGCUGACACAGCCUACAGGUGACUUAUGCGACCUACAGCUGACGACGAAUCGAGGCGGCCAUCUCUGGUCUGUGACGGAUCGAAACAAUUGCGAAAGAGUGAAGAGCUUAUACGGGGGUAAACGAGAGCCAAGGAAGUCACCAAUGGGUUAGAGUGUAGAACUCAGGGGACGUGCAGCAGUUUUUGCACGGAGGAGGGAUGAAAAUUCUGUAGCAGAUUCUGUAACGGCUGCAGCAGGAAUUUGGAGGUGCGGUUCAGGGGUGUUGGAUUGGACUCCUGUCGUGAUAUAUUUGGCUCGGAAUUCGGCUUAAGGGGCUUUUGAAACAAGAGAAAAAUUCGUCGGUGUGAUGAAGUGCCAAGGUGUAAUUUCGAAAUUGGAGUAAAGUUUAGAGCAGGAAUUACAACGGAAUACAGUGACUGUUUAUUUCUCUCAGCGGACCCGCUACUAAUUUCAAUUGUGCUAAAUGUAUAUUAUUGGUAUUGGGUUGUGUUUGAACGAGUCAAGCAAAGGACUAUGUGUAGUUCUUGCUUAAUAGAUUGUUGCUGCUAUGUCUUGCCGCAAGAUCGAGUCCUUAGGCGGAAAACCCGAAAAGGCGAGCCAGUUAGCUAUGACCCAAACUUCAAGGGUCCUGUAAUCCAAAGAAGUUGUACAGAUGUCUUUUUUCUACUGCUUUUUAUCGUAUUUCUAGCCGGCUGGGCCAUUCUUGCAGGACUUGCCUUUAAGCAAGGUAACAUUAACCGGGUAAUUUACCCUUCGGACAGCAAUGGAAAUAUCUGCGGAACAGGCAAAUAUGCCGACAGGCCAUAUCUCUUCUUUUUCGAUCUUUUCAAAUGUAAGCCAAAGUUUGAAGACGAUGAGUGGAUUCCAACGACACGUUGCCGGACGCCGCAGGUGUGUGUAAAAGAGUGUCCGUCGAAGACGUUUAGCGUUGCGCAGUACGAUCAGGACCCCCCAAAUGUCGCUGAAAUUAAGAAACACAUGGUUUGCGUUUACGGAACGGAUAUGUCGAAGGACCUCAAAUUUCUGACCAGCGGACCAAGUGCUCCGUGCGCUUACUACUACAUCUCGUCAGUGAGCGCCGCGGGACGCUGCUUUCCGAGCCCAACGUCCGUCGAGGACGAAUUCCAGUCGUACAACGGCGCUAACAUCACCAUAACAUCAUCGGAUGGCAAGGUCUUGUCUGGCAAUGAGCUGUUCAAGAAGGCGGAGCGAAAGAUGCAGCGUAUCCUCAACGCCCGAAGAUACUUUGAGCGGUUCUUGCAAGACCUCAGCAACUCGUGGAAGGUGAUUCUAAUCGGUCUCUUUAUUGCCAUGGUCCUCGCGCUCGUUUGGAUCGUAGCCAUUAGAUUAAUGGCAGGACUUAUGGUCUGGUUGGGCAUUUUAGGGAUUCUGUCGUUCCUUAUUAUAGCUACGGCAUUUUCGUGGUACAAGUACAUCUCGCUGAAAGGAGUUCCAGGAGCGGACGAAGGUAUCGGCUUCUCCCGCAAGAUCUCAUAUUAUACGGGAAAUCGAAAAACGUGGCUAAUUCUCGGCUGUUUAGCAUCGGUUGCUCUUUCCAUUCUAAUUUUGGUCAUAAUCUGCCUUCGCGAACGCGUGCAAAUCGCUACUGCCCUAAUUAAGGAGGCCGCUAAGGCUAUCGGCUACAUGCCAACAGCGUUAAUAUUCCCAGUAUUUCCCUACCUGUUGCAGCUCAUCGUCCUAUUGUUUACAGCGACGGUUGCGUUGCUGCUGAUGUCCAUAACUCCAUCGAGUGCCGGUGGUAUCGACGCGACUAUGUACAGCGAUACCUCGACGAAAUCGUACUAUGAACAAUGCAUUGAAGACCUUGGCGGGUACUCAAAAUUCAAUAAUAAAACGUGCACGAUCGGCAACAGCGCUCUCGGGUCUCAUGUCAGCUAUUCACACCUGUACAAUUUCUGUGGCUUUCUCUGGAUGUCGGCAUUCAUCGUGGCCUUCGGCGAAAUGACCCUCGCAGCUGCUGUUGCUAGCUACUACUGGACGCGUAACAAGAAGGACAUUCCCAAGCUGACGGUGUGCUCAGCUAUGUGGGCGACGACUCGAUACCAUAUGGGAACGCUAGCUUUUGGCUCUCUGAUUAUCGCAACUGUGUCGUUUAUUCGAACGAUUAUCGAGUACAUCGAACAGAAGCUGAAGCAAUACGAUAAUGAAGUAACGAAAGCGCUUCGUUGUUGUUGUCGCUGCUUCUGCUGGUGCCUAGAGAAUUUUCUGCGUUUCAUUAAUCGCAACGCUUAUAUCAUGACGGCAAUCUAUGGCGAGAACUUCUGCGCGUCAGCUAGAAGGUCCUUCCUUUUGUUAAUGCGCAACGUCGUCCGCGUCGUCGUUGUGGACAAGGUAACCGACUUCCUCCUUUUGGCUUCGAAACUUGUCGUCGUUGGCAUCACUUCCGGUCUAGCCUAUUACGUGUUUUCGGGCAGCUGUGAGAAGUUGAAUAGAUACAUCCCCGAACUCAACUACCCCUUAUUCCCCGUGUUCUUGAUUGCUUUUGGCGCCUAUCUGAUUACGACAUGCUUUUUCGAUGUGUACAACAUGGCCGUCGAUACCCUAUUUCUCUGUUUCCUAGAGGACUGCGAGCGACAUGACGGAUCGAGAGAAAAACCUUACUUCAUGUCGAAAAAGCUGAUGCUGAUUCUCAAGAAAAAGAAUAACGGUACCUUAGUCGAUUCGUCCUCACAAGCGAAAGGAAAAAGUUCGAAAACUAACAACUGAACGCGAGAAGAUAGGACUGGCGACCUGAACAAGCAUGGCGGUAGACGCAUGGAUGCCUUGUACCGCCUAUAAAACAGGAUUUUUAAAAGACGUGGUUAUUUUACGAAAAUCCCUAAUAUUCCAGGUAACUCCGCUGUUUUAAACGCAUUAACUCACUGGCCGGGUCACACAGACACGAAUAUUAAGCUAAAACAGGCCGUAGUAGAUAGAUUCCGUUUUCUUACCAAAUCCAGUCCAAAUGGAGAGAAAUGCGCAGGGCGCGCGCUACAUUUCUGACUGCAUCGUUUCUAUAUAUAACGCAAACGAUGAUGUAUAAUGAUAUGUAAAGUGUUACGUCCAGUAGAAAUUGAAUUACGACUAAAUAGUGUUACGGCUAUGCUGAUAAUCACUUGGGCAUUCAAAGAAUAAUUACAAGUAUCUAAAUGACGUAGAUGGGAACGAGCAAAGGGCAAAAAGACCAACGAAUGCAAUAUAGGGUCUUUGAAACAAGGGGACCUAAUCCGUACACGGUGGACAUGACGUUAGCGCUCGCCGGUGAAUUUCUUCAGGACUGACCGAAAAGUUGCGGGAGUGUGUAAACACUGUCGAGCUAAAAGCGAUCGUCAGUGGCCGAUGAAUGAAGGUUAACAACUUUCAACAAGCAACAACUAAAUCAGUUGUAUUCGCUACUGCUAACCACAGGGAUGACACAACGAUGUAUAGCGAUGAUAUAUGUUUCGGGAUUGUUUCGGUCACUACAGGCGAACGGCUACACGCACAGGACCAGCACACAAAAUCACGACUGCAGCGUAAGUUCAAAUCCUUGACGUGCAAUUCCUAGCUAUAUGCCAAAAUCCUGAACAAAAUCUAAACAGUCUUCUUUUAUUGACUGCAACAGCAGCCCAUUUUGUGCAGUUAUGUAUCUAGAGACGAGUAUUUGUAUUAGUCUUUUAAAAAAAAAAGAACGAUAAAAGGUCGUUAAUUCAAGUGCUGGAGGGCCCAUCGAGCAAGUAAGCUAGCUAUACAAUAAAGUUCAACCCAGAUUUGAACGCCUCGCGACGAAGAAAUUCUUGCCACGAACAGAUCUUCCUUUUUAUGAUGACCGCCAUUCGUUCAUUAAAGGACCGACACGCAACACUAACUCGUGUACACACACAGCCGUAAAAACGUCUUUCAACUACAUAACUAUAUAAUAGGUGACAAGAGGCUUGAAAGCUAUUAAUAACGGUGAAUCUCAUUACUGAUUUUAUGUAAUCUAUUUAUUUUUGUAUGUUCACUAUUUUUCUUCUUUAUCUUAUUGUCGUAUUUACAUGACUCCAUUUGUCUCUUCGAUAAAAGUAGAUUUUAGCAUUAUUUUCCUCUAUUUUUUUUUCUAGUUUUGCGCGUCUCAGCAUCUUUGUCAGAGUACUAUUUCCAUGUCUGAGUGCUCCAUAAACUGAGCUCGUUGAUUAUGCAUUUUCAGAUACAUCACACUCUUAGUAAACCUCUCACUUGACACUGAGAUUUAAUCGGUUAAGGCGUGACACCUGAAAUAGGUACCGAUGCCAUAGCUGUCUAUAUCAUUUAAUGAAGUGCUCAAAAUAAUUUAAUUUGGCACUCGUUCGCUGAUGGAAUAGGGCGAAACGUUGACGAAUAGAAUUCGACUACUAUUUAAACAUUCACAGUUAUAUAUUUUUUAUAACCAAGAGACUGAAAUAUAGUGUAAUACUGCAAGCUCUUAAGAAAAGGCACAAUUUCGAAAUAUAAAAUUGCUCUAAAGUGUCAUGUAUAUGUACGUACAAAUAUAUACAUUUGUCCAGGGAAGGUGAUCAUACCGAUAUAAUGUCUAGUAGCAGAAACCCCCUGAAAGCAAACAUCCUGUCAAAAAGAUCAAAAGAAAUAUGGUAUAUUUUUUAUGGAAUCAAUGUUGAUGACAAUGAUGGAUGGAAUCGCCCCAAUUAGCUUACCCGAUUGGUAAACUAUUGUUGUGCGGUUACGAAAGAACUUUAUAUA
Messenger RNA from Varroa destructor (honeybee mite), 7334 nucleotides. It is a transcript of the gene Ctl2, whose product is annotated as Choline transporter-like 2. Gene Ontology annotation, molecular function: transmembrane transporter activity. NCBI's taxonomy places the organism in Eukaryota, Metazoa, Arthropoda, Arachnida, Mesostigmata, Varroidae. The record is from RefSeq and is a predicted model, not a curated record. Gene Ontology annotation, biological process: transmembrane transport. Gene Ontology annotation, cellular component: membrane.